Pieris macdunnoughi is the source of this 387-nucleotide messenger RNA. Lineage: Eukaryota; Metazoa; Arthropoda; Insecta; Lepidoptera; Pieridae. The record is from the annotation of a GenBank genome assembly.
AUGAAGGAUUCAUUUGACUUGAACUCGCGUAAGACAAGGGAGAUGCGGUGCAGAGCCACAAGUACAUACCCACUUCUCAUCGAGCAGGCAAGGGUAGUCCCUAAAUUUACCUACUUGGGAAGCAUAUUCACAGAAACUGGAGAAAAUGGCAUCACUUUCAGAAUCACAAAAGCCGACGGCCAGUAUCAGGCUAGUUUAGUAAUCACGGAAGUUAAUACGACAAGUCAAACAAAAUCUUACGAUAUUGAACGUGUUGAUGGUGGCGAGACGUGGAAAGUUACAAAGACCACCACACAACAACACCAGAUCUUCGUCCGUUGCCUGUGUCAAAUACUUGGAAUAUUUAGCCCGAGAGAAUCUCUUAUCAUCAGCUAUGGAAAGGUUUGA